AUGGAGCCGGCAAGGAAACAAGGUGCACUAGCUGAGGGCUUCGAUCCGAGCCGAAUAGGUCCCGACGAUCUUGUUACAGGAUUGUCAACUGACGUUGAAUUUGAGGGCCGCAGUCCAGAAAUCGAAGAUUUUCAUCGCAUUAAAAAGUUAUUACAACAACUGUUCUUAACAGCCCCAGUAAACCUGACUGAUAUGACUUCGUUACUGCUUCAUCCGCCCAAAAUUGGCUCAGUUAUUAUAAAGGUAUAA
Messenger RNA from Macrosiphum euphorbiae (potato aphid), 249 nucleotides. NCBI's taxonomy places the organism in Eukaryota, Metazoa, Arthropoda, Insecta, Hemiptera, Aphididae. The record is from the annotation of a GenBank genome assembly.